This is a messenger RNA of Ostertagia ostertagi, 591 nucleotides long. Lineage: Eukaryota; Metazoa; Nematoda; Chromadorea; Rhabditida; Trichostrongylidae. The record is from the annotation of a GenBank genome assembly.
AUGAUAGUGGUUACUGCAUCUACUGUAUUCACGGUUUAUGUACUCAAUCUUCACUAUAGAACUCCAGAAACACAUGAAAUGACACCGCUGAUGCGCUCGGUGCUGCUGUACUGGCUCCCCUGGCUACUGCGUAUGAAACGGCCAGGCGUCAAACUCACUUACGCAACUCUACCUUCUAUUUUCAACUCUAAACUCAAGAGUCAUUCCGAAUCGCUGAUUAGAAAUAUCAAGGAAAACGAAUCCAGCACCUCCAGAUCCAACUCUCUCGAGAUUGAGCGACGUCUCCACCAGUAUAUGUCCUCAUCAGGUUUAAUGAAUGGAAUUUCUCCCCCGCUGUCGGUGCCACAAUCACAGAUUUCUGCUCCUCUCGAUCUCGGACAGCAAGCAACCCUUCUCAUUUUGCAACGAAUUUAUCACGAAUUAAAAGUAGUAACAAAACGCAUGAUGGAGACAGACCGAGAGGAGCAAGCAUCGAAUAACUGGAAGUUUGCGGCUAUGGUUGUGGACAGACUUUGCCUAUAUGUCUUCACGAUGUUCAUCCUGGCCUCCACAGUAGGGAUCUUCUCUUCUGCCCCAUAUCUUGUUGCGUAG